ACCUGCCACUUUUCUAGAGCACCCUUUGAUUUUUGUUCAUUCUCUAGAUUAGAAACAUGGAACUUAUGUGGAUUCUUUUUUCUUUGUUCUUGUUGUUCGUCUUCUAUUUGUGUAGACUUUUGUGGUCAUGUUGGAUGUUGUAUGAAAAAUGGAUUGGCAGAUUCUUAGAUUUAUUCGAUUUAAUCUUUCUUAAAGCAACUAAAAGAAAUGGGGUUUUAAGUGGUGGCUUGAUCAGCAUCUAAGUUACUGCACCAUUAUCGCUUUUUUUAAAUUUCCAGCUUACUAGCUUCUAAUUUCUUAGGAAUAGUGCCUAACUCAAUGUUUGAUCUGAUCCUCCUAAAUUAAUAUUCUGUAUUUCUUCGGUGGCAUCUACAAAUAUAGAUCAUUAAAAAGAACUAGAUAUGUGACUGGGAUAAGAAGCUAAUAUUUGGUAUGUCUUGUGUACUAACUAGAUCAUUUUUUGUUAAGUUGACAGUUUUUCAGUUAUGGUUUAGGAUUCUUUUACCGUUUUAAUCCGUUUAUCCGUUUCUGUUUCUCUUUAAUAAAUCAGAUCUAUUCAUCCUUUGGAGAUGUGAAAUUAUUAAUUCCUUAUAUUGUAAAUGUUUCCCAACUAUUAAUAAAUACUUUCUUCCAUUUAUGCUAGUUUAAAAUUUUUAUGUUUUAAAACGGAUAUUAACGGACCUGUACUGUACAUUUAAUUUGGGAAGAAUUUCACAUCCCAUGCAUGUAUCACAGGUUUUAAGUUGAAGUCGUAAUAAAAGAAAGACUAAAGAACCUUGAGUAAUUGCAAACAAGUGCAGCCAAUGUUAUGCAGAUGCAAUUUUGAAAGAUAAUUUUAAUCCUCCAUUCCGCUAGAGGUUUUGGACAGGAAUUUCAUAGAAGGGACCAAAUUGGCUUCAGCUGAUUAUUUUUCAUAUGACAUUAUUGACAGUGUUUUCACUAGAAUGUAAAUGAAUAUUUGAUUUGGUUUGCGGAUAGUUGAAUUGGUUAGUAUGUGUGUUUGGAAGAGAUGACAAGUCAGCUCUUUUAGACUCUGUAUGAUAUGCUGCUGCUUAAUUGGAAGCUGGUCUCAAUCGUCUUGCAUUCAAUCUUGUGGAGACUUUUGUCCUCUUUUAUUUGAUCAAAUAGAAAGCACGAGAUCAACCAUAUCAGGCUUAGCUAGUAACUGCCAUUCAAAUGCUGCAAAACAAUCUGAAAAUGUUGCUCAUAUACCUUCUGUUGGAAACGGCCAUACUCCCAAGGUGAGGAAACCAUAUACCAUUACUAAACAAAGGGAGAAGUGGACAGAGGAAGAGCAUCAAAAGUUCCUUGAAGCUUUGAAAUUGUACGGUCGAGGGUGGCGCCAAAUUGAAGAGCAUAUAGGUACCAAAACAGCUGUUCAGAUUCGAAGCCAUGCUCAAAAGUUUUUUUCUAAGGUUGUUAGGGAAUCUGAGGGAAGUGCUGAGAGUUCUAUACAGCCAAUUAACAUACCUCCUCCUCGGCCUAAGAGAAAACCCCUCCAUCCAUAUCCCCGAAAAUCACUUGAUGCUUUCAAAGGACAUACCAUACCUAAUGAAACUGAAACAUCUCAAUCCACAAACCUGUUGGUUGCAGAGAAAGACACCCCAUCUCCUACCUCUGUGCUAUCUACGGUUGGUUCGGAAGCAUUUGGGUCUGCAUUUUCAGAGCAGAAUAACAGAUGCCUUUCACCAAACUCUUGCACCACUGAUAUUCACUCCGUCAGCUUGUCACCUGUUGAAAAGGAAAAUGAUUGUAUGACAUCCAAAGCAUCUGAGGAGGAAGAGAAAGGAUCUCCAGCUUCAGUUCCUUUAUCCAUUGUUUCCUACCCAAACAUGUGCAUGAAGCCCGAGUUUAGUACCAAGGAAACUGAAUAUGUUAUAGAAGAUUCUACCAAUAUGCCACAGACCACUAGUAUUAAGCUUUUUGGAAGAACAGUGUCUAUGGUAGAUAAUCAUAAGUUACAGAACAUAGAUGAUAAUGGUAAGGCAAUAACUGUGAAGUCUGAUGAAGUGGAUGAUGUUGGGAAUGAGAAGCCUGGCCAAUCAACCGAGCAAGUAGAUACACAAUUAUCACUAGGCUUGGUUGGUGGCAACUGGGCCAUAACACCUGAUUCUGAUGGAGCUGAUUACAGCCAAGAGCCACCGAAGGAGAACGUGUGCCUCAGUGAAUGUGUACCUGAUGCAUCUUUUCCACAGUGGAGUUUGUACCAAGGCCUCCCAGCUUUCUGUGUCAGCCCAUGCAACCAGAUCCUAAAUCCCAUGCCUCUUAGGCCCUCUUUGAAAGUAAGAGCAAGAGAGGAGGAAAGUUGUUGCACUGGUUCCAACACAGAAUCAGUUUGUGACAUGGAAAACCAAGGCAAGAACUCAGAUGCUGUUGAUUCUAAGUGUGAAAAAUAUCAAGGGGAAGGAGCUGCACCCCAGAAGCCUGCAAGAGGGUUUGUUCCAUAUAAAAGAUGUUUAGCCGAAAGAGAUGGAAAUUCUUUAAUUGCGGCCUUGGAAGAGAGGGACGGGCAACGAGCUCGUGUGUGCUCAUAGCCUUCCAUUCCAUUUUUACAACAUUCAUAAUCAUGGUAUUAGAGAAAAAGAACAAGAAAAAAAAGCUGUGAGAAAUAAGGACCUGAUUUAGGUAGCUGUGAUCUAAUUGUCUAAUUCACAAGCAUCUGAUUUCCAAUUCUUUUUUCCGACAACUUUCUUCUUCCACGUUAAAACAUUUCAUGUCCAAUAAUUCAUGCGGGGGCUGGUGGCAUUAUUUGUUCUGGCUUGUAUCGUGUUACAGUUACUUUAACCAAAUAGACACAUAGCAGCAAGUCUGUAAGUUAGUUUUAUUUCUACCAUUUGCAUCUGUCUUUGUAGUUGCAUGUUACACAUAUAUCAGUGACACACAUCAGUGACAAGGGUGUACCAGGGAAGCUUGGACAAGCAUCGCAGGUCACUAAACAUCAUAUUAUUCUUCUGACAAAGGAUUGCCUCUGGAAAACAUAUUGUGUCCAUGUAUUAAGCUUGAGAGAGUGUCAUGUAUUCGGAUUUUCUUUCUGUAUCAUUCUUUUUAAUCAUAGAUUAUAAACAUUGUUUCUUCAUUGUUGAAUUUACUGUUCUGAACUUGUUCCC
Messenger RNA from Vigna unguiculata (cowpea), 3107 nucleotides. RefSeq names its product protein REVEILLE 7-like. The record is from RefSeq and is a predicted model, not a curated record. NCBI's taxonomy places the organism in Eukaryota, Viridiplantae, Streptophyta, Magnoliopsida, Fabales, Fabaceae. Gene Ontology annotation, molecular function: DNA binding.